UCAAUGAGAGGCUGUUGGCUCCGGAGUAGCCUGCUGCUUUGUCUCAUCAUCCUUGGAUCCACUCCGGUGCCACGAACCCUCUGUAUGGUAUUCACAACCAUCUAAGAAAAAAGAAUUGAGAUGAAGAGAUGCGUUUUCCCUGUUCACUUUUUCCCCCCUUACGAGGAUUGCAUCUGUCUCUAUUAUCUUGUUCUCCGGAUCUUUUGUCUGCAGACGGCGGGCGGGCUGCAUGAUGCUCUGUCACGGUAACAGAUGUGCCGGCUGACUGAUGCUCAUGGCAACGUGCUGAAAGCCACGCCACAGUAUUUUGCAACAGAAGCAGAUUGGCAAGAGAUUAAAACGCAGGAAGACCACCACUAAUUUUCUCCUAGCUCGGACGAGGGGAAAACCUCUGUGAAUGAACCACAAUGGAAGAAGAGGAAGAUAAUCUAACAUCUGUCCUAUGAUGUGGCUUAUUCUAUGGAUACCUGAAUGGCACUGGAGCCGAAUGACUGAAUGCCGUUUAAUCCAUGAAUGGGCCAAUACAUUUGCUAGGUUCAAUUAGAAUGAGCUUCCCAAUCAGGGCGAGUCAUCAACCAUGGCCAGACAAGACACAUCAUGCUUCCUCCAUGGCUUUGACCUCAGUGCCCAUUUCGUCAACAUCAGGCCCCUCGGUGCCGGGGGCACUGGGCUGGUCCUGUCAGCCGUGGACCAGCGCACAGGAAGCCGCGUGGCCAUCAAGAAGUUGGCCAUGCGCGAUCCUGUCACGGUGAAGCACGCGCUGAGGGAGGUGAAGAUAACUCGCAGGUUGCAUCACGAGAACGUGGUGCGGGUACAUGAAGUCCUGACACCCCACGGACGACCGCCAGCUAGGGACCCGGCACAGCUUGGUGCGCUGUACGUCAUCCAGGAGUGCAUGGAGACGGAUUUGGCCCGACUGCUGGAGCAAGGAGCAUUGUCAACAGGUCAUGCCACACUGCUAUUCUACCAGCUGCUGAGGGGCCUCAAGUUCAUUCACUCAUCCAACGUGUUGCACAGAGACCUAAAGCCUGCCAACAUCUUCAUCAACACUGACCAACUGCUGCUCAAGAUCGGCGACUUCGGCCUGGCCCGGAUAGUUGACCCGCACUAUUCUCAUAAGGGUUAUCUGUCCGAGGGUCUGGUCACCAAGUGGUAUUGUUCCCCUCGUCUGCUUCUGUCCCCUAACAACUACACAAAGGCUAUAGACAUGUGGGCUGCAGGCUGCAUCCUGGCUGAGAUGCUCACUGGACGCAUGCUCUUUGCAGGAGCUCACGAGCUGGAGCAGAUGCAGCUGAUUCUCGACACAGUUCCGGUGAUCAGAGAUGAGGACAGACAGGAUUUGCUACAGGUGAUGCCUUCAUGUAUUAACCAUGGCUGGAAAAUCAAGAAGCCGUUUUCUGUGCUGCUACCUGAAGUGAAUGCAGAAGCUGUGGACUUUCUGGAGCAAAUUCUGACAUUCAACCCCAUGGACCGUCUGACGGCUGAAGCUGCACUAUCUCACUCUUUUCUUCGCCAGUACUCAUGUCCCGAGGACGAGCCCACCUCACUGCACCCCUUCCGCAUUGAAGACGAACUGGAGGACAGUCUGGUUUCAGGGCACAGCCUCAGCAACAGUCCCAGCCAGUCCUCCAGCAUCCACUGGGACAGCUUGUCAACAGAUUGGUGCUGGCAGGAGACAGAUGAGAAGUGUCGAUGCAUACCUUCAGGUUACAUGCUCUCUGAUAUGGAGGAUACCACAGAAGAAGACGAGGUGCAGAGGGACCCACGAGCCUGCUGCGCGUCACUUCUAGAGGAGGCCCAGGUGGAUCCACGGAAAUAUUCUCACAGCAGCUCUGCUGAACGCUACCUGGAGCACUCCCACUCCUCUCUGGACCGGGCCUGCGGUUUUGGGCUCAGCGACCUAGACUGUGGCCGCUCUUGCGACUACAAGGUGGGAUCGCCGUCCUAUCUGGAUCGGAUUGCCUGGCGGGACGGCAAACCUCAGCACUACUCAGAACCUCGGCUCAUUUUGGAUCUGUCACACUGGAAGCGCAACACCAGCAACCCUCCGGUGCCCAUCCAGCCUCUUGGUGGAAGCGUGGAGGACAUGAGUGAGGUGAAGGUAGAUGAUGAGGUUGCAGGAAUGGGAACUGGUGAUUUAUUCCAGGAGAUCUCCCGCUGGGUGGAAAGCACCCAGUCCCGUCUGUACUCACCCUGUCCCAGUCCAUCUCUGGAGCGGCACUCCUGCUACCCAUCCUCCCCGCCUCUCCCGCUUACCCCUACAGACCUCCCGACUCCGGUCUUCAACUACCCAGACGUGGAGCCUCAUCACUUGACUGAUGAGGACAGACUAAGCCCCUUUCCACCUGUUACUUCUCCAUCUCUCUGUUCCCUCCUCCCAUCAACUCCCACCUCUCCACUUUUCACUCCAGCAGCUCUUUCCACCACAAGUUCCUCCUCCCCCAUUGUCCAACCAGAUGAGUCGCUCCCCGUCAAGCAGAAAGAACGCCUCUUCAAUUUGGACGUGUUUAUCUCUCGAGCGUUGAAGCUGUGCCGGCAGAAUAAAGAGAAAGGUGACGGGAAAGGGCGGCGGGAGGAAAGCAAACAGGUUAAGAUCAACUGUAGGUUGCCACAACCUCCUGAGCACAGGACUCCGCCUCCCCCACAAACUUAAACACCACUGCAGGAUUUUACACAGCAACAGGUUUUUACCGGUAACUUCUAUAAACCCUCUUUUCUAGUAUUAGUGUUCACAUAUAGUUCAUCCUUGCACCUCCUGAUUUAAUAGGUUUUUAAGAGAUUAAUCUAUUGUAGUUACAGUGGUACUUUGACUUUGAGGGUAUCAUUUAACCGUAUAAUUUUUUCCCCCCAUGAUUAAAGUCAUGCACAAUUCAUUCGUACAUCAAAAAAUGUUCCCUUUUGGAAUGAAUCGAAAUAAAAUAGAUUUCUUCCAGUCCAAUUAAAAAGAAAAUAGUAGUAUUAUAAAAUAUGAAAACGAUACUACUUUCCGAGAUUUUCCAGUUACAAACCAUUUUUGUUGUUUUUGCUUUUUUGUGCCUGAGUACCGUUACGUUUAUCUCAACUAACAUUGGCAACAACAAAAAAAAAAAGCAGACAGGGAGGUCGGUUGGUCUUUCUGGAGAGAAACUGGCAGCAGAUGUUCAGCUCAAAAUGCUCAGCUUUGCUCUCAACACUGCCACCCGCCACCACUCUUUUAUUUAACUACAAAGGGCAGGAACAAAUUAACAUUCAAUAGAUUCACUUGUGAUUGGGCAGGUCUAUAGAACACUCACUCAUACAUGUUGACAGAAGACUGAGCUACCCUUAGUCCUUGAUUAAUACAGUAUAUCACUGAUUCAUCAAUUCAGACUUCCAGCCUCUGUCUAAUCAUAGAGUGGUCACAAACAGUCAACUCAAAACUUUUCGAACUCUGCCACAUACAAAGAUCAUUGGAACAGUUUCAUGUCAUAAAAUAUCAAAGUUGAUUUUGUACAAUUUUCCCGAACAUGUACCAACACAAAAUCUGUUGGGAGCAAACUUCAGAUAGGCCACUAUUCGAUUGAGGUUGUCAAGAAACGGGAGCCACAUUCAUUGUUUCAUUAUUAGAAGUACAAAAUGAAGCAAUGCAAGACCCAAAUGGUUUGUAAUUCAAAUUUGCAAUUGAAUUUGACAUAUUAUAUAGUAUUAUUGAGCUUCAGAAUUGCUUUGGUAAAGUCACUUAAGCAAUUAACAUACUGGAGCCACAGUUACUGUAAGUCCAUUUUCUUUUUCUGAAGAGGACAAACAAACAAAAUGUGAACACAGACUCCAACUCCUGAAGUCACUAGUGAUAAAACAUCUUCCACACUGUUUAAAUACAAGGGCACCUAACCAACACCUUAAAAGUACAAUAUGUACAAAACAAAUAUACUUUACAAAUCUAGCUUCUGAAUUGUAUGUUAUACUAUGUUUGCAUUAAAUACAGUGCUGUUUCUAACUACAGUACUUGGGGAAAUAAACGUAGUAUUUGGAGGGGUUAAUAUGUAAUAAUGACACUUUGAUUCAUUACAAUGGUGCAGAGAUUUUACGUAGAGUAUGUUCUAUUGGUCUUUGCUUACAAUUCUUUUAUGUGUUAAUAUACAUUUAAGUGUUUAUCAAGUGUGGUGGAAUAUGUUGACUUGUGUUUAAAUAAAUUAAAAAUGUUUUAUGCGGGAGGGGUUAACCUAAUUAAAAAAAUUUUUUUAUUACCUCAAUAAAUUGAACUUUCACCUAUUGCUGGUGGUUCUAGAACGGAUCCACACGAUACAACAUACUAGGAGGCAACAACUGGUUAAAGCUUCUCUUAAACAAUCACACUGCUUUGUACAAGGCUUUUCUCAGGCAAUAAGUCAUACAUAAUUUUUUCGAUAACAACAAUCAACUUUUUUCCAUUACACUUAAGUACUACAGGUGUGAAAUUCAAAGCCUGAGUGGCAGAUACAGCAACCCUCAUCAUUUUGAAGAAAAGCUUAACAGUUUUAGAAUACAUUUUCACUAAAUCACUUAUAAAUUUGACAAUAUUUGUACACUCAGAGUAUUGCUUGCUGCUUUUAUACAUGGCUUCCGAUUUGGUGUUGAAAACACUGUACAUAUAUUGUACAUGGUGAUUACAAUUUACUUGGUUUUUGGCGUCAAUACAGCCAUAAAUCCUGUUUGGCCCUCAAUGAAAAUGAAUUUGACACUUCUGCUCUUUACAGCAAUGUGAAAGCAGAGUGCAGAAAGCAAACAGAAUGUGUGUGUAGCACGUCUGCCUCACAGGUCUUAUGUUCUAGGUUAAAAACCGGUGCUGUCAGUGUCAACCAAAUAUGUUGCACUUGAUUACAAGGCAACGACACAAAAUUUCUCUUGGAGUUUGAUUUGUUUUUGUAUCCGGGUUACAAAAUUUUUAAAAACAAAUACCGGUAUCUUCCACAAACAGGAAGUUCCUCUGAAUGUACUAACCCAGGAAUACUAUCAGACAAGAUAAUAGCAUCCCAUUAUCUCAGUAUCUUGCUUGUGUAAAAUGUGCAACAUGGUUAUGUACAUGGGACAUUUUGUGACUGUUGUUGGUAUUGCAGAUUUGUUGAAUUUCCUUGUAUGCCCUGUUGCUGUGACUUGAUGGUUUUUUUGUGCAAUUUGUGGUGCAACAUGCAAUGUUAAGCCUAUUUUAUUGUGAAUGGCAUACACUGUAUAACACUUAAAUUCUCAUGCAAUCACACAUCUGAACAAUAUAAACUCUUAGUAAUCCUAAUUUUAUGCCUCCCAUAGUAAUAACAAUAAUUUUUUUUAAAGAUAGAAUUCCAUGCUUGUUAAAAGUUAAUAAUCAUGCUAACGUGCCUAACCCCUAGAAUAUGUUGCAUUUCAUGUCGCUUUUGCUCAUCUUUCCUGAAGUAUGAGGAACCUUGGUCUACAAAACAAGAAUUCAAAUGGACUGAAAUAAGAGACAAUUUGCACAAAAACUAUCUCAAGUUCUAUUCACUGUAGACACAGCACAUUUAAAUUCAAUAGCAUCUUACGGGAAGUUGGUUUCUUCUAUCUGUAGCAUUGAUGUUUACCAUAAGAUGCAACAAAACUGAAUGAUUUCAAAGAUGAUUCCAGUCCAAAGAGCACAUAGAUUUUUUGUAAUAGUACACGUUACACUAAACAAGCAAUAACCUCUCACAAAAAUUCAACACAGUUAAUGAACUAAUUUUCUAGUAAAUGAUGUAACACAGCACAUAUCUGUGCUUCUGUACAUCUCGAUGCUUCCCAGCUUUUUGAAUGUAAACAAAGCUACCAAAUUGCAAUCUGCAUGUAUUGACCGUAAUACAAAUAUGUUUGACUUCAUGUGUCUUUGCAGGCUUUUUCUACUACAUUUUACUAAAUGCUAAGUACAAAUGUUGUUUUCUUUUCGCCUUUUGAGAAGAAAGCAU
Molecule: messenger RNA, 5888 nt
Organism: Corythoichthys intestinalis (scribbled pipefish)
Lineage: Eukaryota; Metazoa; Chordata; Actinopteri; Syngnathiformes; Syngnathidae
Gene: mapk4
Product: mitogen-activated protein kinase 4
Exons: 11
Coding region: 578-2653 (691 amino acids)
Biological process (GO): intracellular signal transduction; protein phosphorylation
Cellular component (GO): cytoplasm; nucleus
Molecular function (GO): MAP kinase activity; ATP binding
Source: RefSeq, a predicted model, not a curated record